UGCGCACGUGGGGCUGUGAGUAGUACAGGCGGAAACAAGCGUGCGAGAAUCAUGGAGCACAGCAACAGCAUGGAUACUAACAAUAGUGAUUUUGAUGAUGAAGACUGCGAUCAGUCUAAUGAGAAUGACAAAAAUGAAGAAGAAGAACUCACGUUGGAUGAUGUAUUGCGUUUUGGAGGGACAAAGGCAGAUUAUGUCAUGUUGUCCUGCAUCAGUGAAUCUGCUGUGCUCAUCAAUGGUGGUAAGAAAGAUGCAAUUGAUGACCUGGAGGAGGGAGAGCUGGAAGAUUUCAUAACAAAGCUGGGCAUCCGUGCUUAUGCAGAGCAACAAAUUAUUAAAGAUGAACAGGAUGAAACAUCCUCAGAGGCGCCCAAAACGGAGAAAAAAAAGGCAAAGAGCUCCAAAAUGAAAGACGAUUCACAGUCUGAUGUGAAAAAUACUAUUAAACCCUUAACGGAGGACAAGAAAACCCCUGAUCAAUCUACAGACCUUUGCCAACCUACUGGAAGAAAGGCUAAACAGAAACACACAAACUUGUUUGAAUUAAUUCCGCGGCAAACCCUGCUUAUCAAACCUGGGGGGAAGUGGUACGAUAUAGAGUAUACUUCAGAAAGCACAUCUGUGGCUCAGAGUGAGUCAUUGGUCUUUCAGUACAAGGCAUUGGCUAAGAAACUCUAUGAGAAUGAAAUUACCCUCUACAAAAACAAGAAGAACUUUCAGAAAGGUGCCAACUCUGCUUGGAUGAAGAGUGUAGUGUCCACAGGAACUAUGACUGAUAGGAUGGCAGCUAUGACUGUGCUAAUUCAGGAUGCUCCUAUUCACAGUCUCGAGCACAUUGAGAGCCUUGUGGUUCUGGUGAAAAAGAAAGGAAGUCGCAGACAAGGCCUUAUGGCCUUGGAUACCCUUAAGGAGCUGCUGCUUUCUGACCUUCUUCCAAAACACCGCAAGCUUCACACUUUCUCUCAGCAUCCUUUUGAUCAGCUGGAGGAAAAAGCCAGUGGAAAUAGAGACGCCCGAGACCGCAGGCUCGUUCUAUGGUACUUCGAGCACCUGCUGAAGCUUCAGGUAGCAGAUUUUGUUGCUUCACUAGACAUACUGGCUCGUGAUACAGUCCAGGCCACCAAAAUGCGUUCGCUUGUCACCGCCUAUGAGCUGCUGUGCAAUCAGCCGGAGCAGGAGAAAGUGGUUCUAAUGCAAAUUGUCAACAAAUUGGGAGAUCCUGAAUACAAAAUUGCUUCCAAAGCCUCGCAUCUGCUGGAAACGGUGCUUUACAAACACCCCAACAUGAAGACAGUGGUGUGCUAUGAGGUUGAGCGCCUCAUGUUCAGACCCAACAUCAGUUCCAAGGCUCAAUACUAUGCCGCUUGUUUUCUAAACCAAGUAAUUCUGAGCCAUGACGAAGCAGAUUUGGCUACCAAGCUUAUCAACAUUUACAUCACGUUUUUCAAUGCCUGUAUUAAGAAGAAGGAUAUUGAGUCUAAAAUGCUCAGUGCUCUGCUAACAGGAGUCAACCGAGCGUAUCCGUAUGCGAAGGCUGGGGAUGACAGUGUGUGCAAGCAGCUGGACACGCUUUUUAAAGUGGUGCACAUUGUCAAAUUCAACACUGCUGUCCAAGCCCUAAUGCUGCUUUUUCAGGUCAUGAACACCCAACAGACCAUUUCGGAUCGCUAUUACGUAGCACUCUACAGAAAAUUGUUGGACCCAGGAUUAUCAUCGAGCUCAAAAAAAAGCAUGUUUCUCAAUCUCUUGUACAAGUCUCUAAAAUCUGACAUAGUGCUGAGACGGGUGAAGGCAUUUGUAAAGAGGUUACUUCAGGUCAGUUGUUUACAGACCGCUGCCUUUGCAUGUGGUGCGCUGUUCCUUGUGUCAGAGGUGAUGAAGACCAAGCCAGGCCUCAAGUUACUGCUACAGGAAGAGGAGGAUGAGGAGGAAGAGAAGUAUCAGGACCUUGAAGAGGAUGUCGAUGACAGCAUUGCUGAGGAAAAACCUGUGGACGCUGACAAAGAUGAAAAAAUACAGAGUGUGCAACAAUGCCAGAUGAAGCCCACUGCAUCAUGGGUACAUCAUCAAAACUUGGAAGGUAGUUUAAAUAAAGUGACAUACGACCCCAUGAACAGAAACCCUUUACACUGCGGGGCAGAUCACACAGCCCUCUGGGAACUGCAGAAGCUGUCCCUUCAUUUCCAUCCCUCCGUGGCUCUUUUUGCUAAGACUUUAUUACAGGGAGAGUUCAUCCUGUAUACAGGGGAUCCGCUUCAGGACUUCACACUUAUCCGAUUCUUAGAUCGUUUUGUAUUUAGGAAUCCUAAGCAAACGAAGGGAAAACAAAACACAGACGCUACAGUGAUGCAGCCCAAAUACAGGGGGAAGUUCAACAAAAUUCAGUCAUUACCUGUAAAUUGUGAGGAAUAUCUGGCCAAAGAGGAGGGUCAGAUACCGGUGGAUGAGGUGUUCUUCUACAGGUACUUUAAGAAGCGAGAUGCAGAGAAACAGUGGAAAAGAACAAACAGAAACGAGGACACUGAGAGUGUGGAAGAUGUCGAUGAUGAUGAAUUUGAGAGGAUGCUUGAUGCUUAUGAAGGAGACGACUUUUUCAGCGAGUUCAAGAAUGAUGACUUGGACUUUGCAGGCAAUGUGAUGCCUAAGUCCAAGAAAGGUCGAGAUAAGGAUGCAGAAGAUUCUGAUGAUGAUGACGACGACGAUGAUGGUGAUGAUCUCGAUGACGAAGAGUUGUCUUUGGGCAGCAUGGAGGACGACUUUAAAGAUGAACUUGAGGAUGAAGGUGGAGAGUUUAUGGACAUAGAAGAACUAGAAGAUCAUGAUUCAGGUGCUCAACCUGCAAAGAAGAAAAAGAAAGGAAAAAUGGAGGAGCAGUCAGUGUUUGCAUCAGCUGAAGAGUUUGCCUGUUUGCUGGAAGAAAACACAAACUUGAAGUUUGAAAACAGUGAUAUGAAUGCAAUGGCCAAUACGGACAAAGCUGAUGUUAAGCAGCUGAAGUGGGAAGUUAAACGGAAUGACUGGAUCCAUGGUAGAGAUGUCAAAACACUGCGACGGAAAAAGGCCAUGUUCAACAAGGGAAAAUUCGGAAAAGCCAAAAAGAUGAAGAGUGUGAAAAGGAAGAAGUGAUGACCAGAAACUAGAAUAAUAACUUUAUAAUAUCAUCCUCCCAUUUGGUAGACCAGACCUUCUUAUCUGCUUCACCUGUGCCUUAGAUUCCUGUAUAUACAUGACGGGGGGGAAUGCUACAGUAUGUAAUGUUUCUAAAAUAUACUAGCUGUAAAGUGGUUUAGUCUGUAUUGGCUGUUUCAGGCUUUGCAGUGUUGUACUAAAUCCAGAGUUCAUCCACGGUUUAGAAAAUGCUUUAUUUUAUCUGUUUUGCUUUGUUAUUUUAAAAUGUUAAUAUUUUGUGUAAUAUCUAAUGUUUUAUUGGUCGUCACACACACAGUUGUUCAAGUCAGUGGGCAUAAGUAAACAUAUCAAGGACAAUAUUCUUUCACCAGUUCCAUUUUCUGCAUAUUUUCCCCAAUGCAUCACAAUAUUUUAAAAAGCAGAUGAACAUACAAGUACAAAACCUUGUUCAGCAGGGCUGUUUUCUGCAAUGCUUUUUGCAGACCUGAUAUAGAUUAAAACACCUGUGUAAACCAAA
This is a messenger RNA of Puntigrus tetrazona (Sumatra barb), 3646 nucleotides long. It is a transcript of the gene cebpz, whose product is annotated as CCAAT enhancer binding protein zeta. The transcript is spliced from 15 exons. The record is from RefSeq and is a predicted model, not a curated record. Bases 52 to 3126 code for a protein of 1024 amino acids. Gene Ontology annotation, cellular component: nucleus. NCBI's taxonomy places the organism in Eukaryota, Metazoa, Chordata, Actinopteri, Cypriniformes, Cyprinidae.